AGAGAUUAUUUAAAGACAUUAGAUAAAAUUAGACGGAUGGUGGAACAAUAUUAGAUUCCAAUUUUACCGAACACGCCGUUGUUGAAGGUGCAACAUAAAAUUCAACCAUCCAUAAAAUAAAUUAGAAAAUAAGAAGAAGGAAAAGAAAAACCCGAGUCUACCUCAAAACCUGACUAAUCCACGAAAGGCCGAAGAAGAAAAGCCUGUUUGAUUUUAUUUAAAACAACAAGAAAUCAAAAGCGAAAGAACGGCAUUGAAGCCUUCUCACAAAUGCAGGGAUUCAAAGCAGCCAUCACUUUCCAUUUUCAACUUCUGUUUAUUUCACUCUGUCUUUUCACCUUCUCUUCCACUCUCAAGAUCGGAGAAACCUGCUCCUCCGGCGACAAAUGCGAUUCCGGUCUGAUAUGUGAUACUUGUCCUGCAAAUGGAAAUACGCGCCCAAGAUGUACUCGCAUCCAGCCAAUUAAUCCAACAUCCAAGGUAAAAGGGCUUCCAUUCAAUCGAUACUCAUGGCUUACGACUCACAACUCCUUCGCUCGUACCGGCGAGAAAUCGGACACCGGAGCGAGCAUAUUGGUGGCCCCGACCAAUCAGGAAGAUACGGUCACCAGUCAACUAAACAAUGGAGUUCGUGGGUUAAUGUUGGAUAUGUACGACUUUCAGAAUGAUAUUUGGUUGUGCCACUCCUUUGGUGGCCAGUGUGUGAAUGCCACUUCAUUUCAACCGGCAAUCAAUGUGUUGAGAGAAAUUGAGAAGUUUUUGGGAGCAAACCCAGAAGAGAUUGUCACAAUCUUCAUUGAAGACUAUGUGAAAUCACCACAAGGCUUGAGCAAGGUGUUCAAUGCUUCUGGACUGAACAAGUACUGGUUUCCUAUCUCCAGAAUGCCCCAAAAGGGUGGCGAUUGGCCAACUGUCGAUGAUAUGGUGAAGCAAAACCAGAGACUGGUAGUUUUCACCUCUAAAGAUUCGAAAGAGGCCUCGGAUGGCAUCGCCUAUCAGUGGCGCUAUGUUGUUGAAAGCCAAUAUGGAGAUCAAGGAAAGAAGCCUGGAUCUUGUCCAAACAGAGCAGAGUCGCCUCCAUUGAGUACAACAACCAUAUCCUUGAUCCUCAUGAACUAUUUUUCUACUAAUCCCAACAGAACAGGCGUUUGCUCGGAUAAUUCAGCACCAUUAAUUAGCAUGAUAAAUACUUGCCAACAGGCAGCCGGCAAACGGUGGCCAAAUUUCAUUGCUGUUGAUUUUUAUCAGAGGAGCGAUGGUGGAGGCGCUCCAGAAGCUGUGGAUGUAGUCAAUGGGCAUCUCACUUGCGGGUGUAAUAAUAUUGCCUAUUGCAAGGGAAAUACGACAGGCGUAUGCGAUAACCCACCGAUUUCUCCCCCACCACCAGCCGCCUUGGAAAGUCCAGUGCAAGGUGCGGGAGACUCCGGCGAUGCACACUUUAAUGGCAGACCAGCCGAUCUCAGGUGGUUAUUUGGGGCAAUUUUGGCCGUCACACUGUUAUUACGCCUCAAUUAGUCAUUAUUCCGAUAUUGAUAACCAGUUUGUUGGUUUCAAUCAUACUACGUAUGCAAACUAUAAUGUUCAAAUUCAAACACAUUUGAGAAUGAAUGCUUCUGAGAGUAGUUUUAUUUUAAACGAAUAUUUUCUUUUCA
This is a messenger RNA of Benincasa hispida (wax gourd), 1652 nucleotides long. RefSeq names its product PI-PLC X domain-containing protein At5g67130-like. Gene Ontology annotation, molecular function: phosphoric diester hydrolase activity. Lineage: Eukaryota; Viridiplantae; Streptophyta; Magnoliopsida; Cucurbitales; Cucurbitaceae. The record is from RefSeq and is a predicted model, not a curated record. Gene Ontology annotation, biological process: lipid metabolic process.